GCGUUCUGACAGGAGCGGUUAUCAAUGGGAACUACAUUGAACCGCGAAAGUUUUUAGAAGACGCUGGUGGUAUAGUACUCGAGCGAGUGCGGGACGCUAUCGAAAGACACAACUCUGUGAAAGUGAACACCGCAUUCAAUGGCGUAUUUGUAACGGGCGACAAACGCGCCAAUAAAAGUAUUACCACGAAAAACAGUGAUCUCUUUAGAACAUCGGACUUGGAUGAGUGGUACGAGCGGUGCGUUAUCGAGCCCACGUUAGCAUCGCUCGAGGAAUUCCAAGAACGCGAUAGUGGGUGGGCGUUGUCGCGUAUACAGAAUUUGACUGUAAAUGUGAAUAAGUACAAUUCUAUGCGCGCGGGAUGUCACAUGACAUUACCGCGGGAAAUAAUAACAAAGCGUGCGGUUGUUAACGUGAAAUCGAUGGACAAUGCUUGCUUCGCAUGGUCUGUGAUAGCCGCUCUAUAUCCCGCAGAAAGAAAUUCAGAAAGGGAGUCAUCAUACCCUCAUUAUACAAACGUUCUGAAUUUCGAUGACAUUGAGUUUCCAAUCGCGUUAAAAGACAUUAAAAAAUUCGAGAGACUAAAUAAUAUUUCGGUCAACGUCUACGAGAUCCAAAAGGAUCAAACUGAAACCUAUAAAAUUCUCCCGCUAAGACUCUCCAACGACAAGAAGGAGAAGCAUGUUAAUCUGCUAUACGUGCAAGAUCUACGCGAAGACAACGUGGGACACUUUGCAUGCAUCAAGGAUCUGUCUCGUCUAGUGAGCUCACAACUCAGUAAAAAGGAACACAAAAAAUAUAUUUGUGACCGAUGUUUACAUUACUUUAGUUCUGUGGAAAAGUUGGAUGUCCACAGCGUAGAUUGCCAGAAAAUGAACGACUGCGCCAUCCAACUACCUACUGAAGACGAGAAAUGGCUGAGCUUCCGCAACAUCAACAAUAAGGAGCGUGUGCCGUUUGUCGUCUAUGCCGACCUAGAGUGUGCAUUGGAGAAGAUGGAGAAGGAGGAUAUGGAAAUAUCAUACCAACAGCAUCAUCAUCAAGUAUUUAGCUUGGGAUAUUAAGCACACUGUUCAUAC
Molecule: messenger RNA, 1079 nt
Organism: Monomorium pharaonis (pharaoh ant)
Lineage: Eukaryota; Metazoa; Arthropoda; Insecta; Hymenoptera; Formicidae
Exons: 2
Coding region: 351-1064 (237 amino acids)
Source: RefSeq, a predicted model, not a curated record